UUUUGUGUUUUAAUUUUGUUUUUCCUGAUCACUUGUGCUUUCACACUUGUUGGCUACUGAUGCUCUGUGAAACUAUUUAUGUUUCACAGAGACAACCUGGGAUACCUUCCUAUCUCUGUUGGGAGCCGCCCUGGACAGGAGCUGUGAACACACCUUCAAGUCCUGAGUAAAGAGUUACUGGACUGGCAUGGUGUUGCACCCUGUAGUGCCAUUGGACUUGACCUCCACUCGGAUAAGAGAGGUGCAGCUCUGGGAGUGGGCGUCACCCGAUGGGGUUGAAUGACAACUACCUGUUUGUCAUAAUCCUACCCUUUGCCCCCCCCUCCCUUCCUUUGUGAUAGAUACAAACAGAACUUGGAACCCAGUAACCAGGCACCUACAUUCUAGCAACAGCCUCCUCCCAGCUCAUUUGGUGAAAUACUUUGAAAGCCAAAACAUGUUUUCCUGCUUCCCCUGUGGGUUUUCCUACUUCCCCUGUGGAGGCCGACUUUUUAGGAGGCCACACCGCCAGAGCUCCCCCUAUGGCUGUACAGCCCCUUCCCCAGAUCCCAACCCCAGGAUGGCCCGCAGACGAAACAUUAUGGUGAGAAUGGGGUGCUGGUGGAGAUCCUGCUCCCACCACCUCUGCCCUUGUGUGAACAGACAAGGCAGGCCCACACGCAACAAUCGAGGGCCACUGAGGCAGAGACCAUCCACCACCGAUCUCAUGGAGGACAGCAACAGGGGCUUCCAAUCAAGAGCAGUGCUGGAAGGGCCAGGGCCAAGCACCAGUGGGAACGAGCUUGGCCUCAGGGCACAGUCCCCAGAGAGCUUGGAGGACACCCUAGAGCCAGACUGCCUAGAUGAGGACUCCUCUUUCACAUCCAGCACAUCCAGUUCCUCCACCAAAGAGGAGACGGACGUAAUGUGGAGAAGGGUGAUGUCCUCACUCAUUGGAAUACAGCGGCUUCAUAAUCCUGCUCGGAACAUCCAUUGCCAUGUCUAUGUGACAGACCAUGACUUGGAAUAUGAAGACCACCACAUCCAGGGCUUUAUUGAAAACCCAGAGCCCAUGGAGGGAAAGGCCAAAUGGCCACUUCUGGUGACUGAGGAGACAACUGGCCAAUUUCCACCAUCUGGGAGAGCACUACAGCUGGAAACGCCUGAAAUGUCAUCUCCAGGCCAGCAGCUCCUGGUGACCCCUCCGCCAGCAAAACCCACUGAGCUCCCCCCUAUACCUAUUCCCACACCAGAGGUGCUCUUGCGCUCUCCUGGCAUUUAUUUUUUAAUUAUUUUUAUUGUAUGUAUUUACUUAUAUUUUUAUUAAUAUUAGCUUUUUCAAAUUAAAUAUUUAUUUGUUAAA
Messenger RNA from Ictidomys tridecemlineatus (thirteen-lined ground squirrel), 1342 nucleotides. NCBI's taxonomy places the organism in Eukaryota, Metazoa, Chordata, Mammalia, Rodentia, Sciuridae. The record is from RefSeq and is a predicted model, not a curated record.